This is a messenger RNA of Macadamia integrifolia, 1780 nucleotides long. Its product is annotated as probable magnesium transporter NIPA9. The record is from RefSeq and is a predicted model, not a curated record. The transcript is spliced from 9 exons. NCBI's taxonomy places the organism in Eukaryota, Viridiplantae, Streptophyta, Magnoliopsida, Proteales, Proteaceae. Gene Ontology annotation, biological process: magnesium ion transport. Gene Ontology annotation, molecular function: magnesium ion transmembrane transporter activity. Gene Ontology annotation, cellular component: membrane. The coding region runs from base 538 to 1569 and encodes 343 amino acids.
GAAGGACCGAGUUGUGCCAGACUCAAUCCAACUUGAUACUUGAAAAGCCCUACACGGGCUCAUCCUGGAGGCUGAAAAGCCCUACACGACUGCUCAGACCCUAUCCGGACCCAGAGCGGGCUUGGGUUCACAUAGCUAAACUUACACCCCUAAACCCUAACCACCCAUGUUUGCUGUUGCGUUCUUCUCAGACAUCCGCUUCCACCCACCAGGGUCCCAAACCAAGAAGGAGGAAAAAGAGAGAAAUAAACGUUAGGCAAGGGUUGUGGAUCCGCCGUCAACGUACACCAUUAAAAAAAUUAAAAAAAUAAAACCCGAACCCGACGCGUUUACCAAAAAAAAAAAAAAAAAAAAAAAAGACGGAACAGCCAAAGAAAAGCAAAAUUGGAGAUCUUGCAGAAACGCCAACGAGCUGAGCAUUAUCAUUCGACGUGCUUCCGAGUAUCCACCAAGCCAACCUUACUUUUCAGAAGGAGUUGCAAGGGGGCUGUUCAUACUUUUGUUGAGGCAGAGAGUUCAGGUUUUCUGAAGAUAGUUAUGUGGGAAUCCAUCUGUCUAACCUUAGCGGCUACCGCUGGUAAUAACAUCGGCAAAGUGUUACAGAAGAAAGGAACUGUCAUUCUUCCUCCUCUCUCUCUCAAGUUUAAGGUGGUAAGGGCAUAUGUAUUCAACAAGGCUUGGAUUAUUGGUUUUGUUAUGGAUAUAUUUGGAGCUCUCUUGAUGUUGAAGGCGUUGUCUCAAUCUCCUGUAUCUGUAAUACAACCGGUGUCUGGCUGUGGUCUUGCUAUACUUUCUAUCUUUUCCCAUUUUUAUCUGAAGGAGGUCAUGAAUGUUGUUGACUGGGUGGGAAUUGCUUUCGCAGGUGUUGGCACAAUAGGAGUGGGUGUUGGUGGGGAGGAGCAAAAGGCUUCAGCCAUAUCCAUCUUUGAUCUACCUUUGCUAGUUUUCAUUGUUGUCAUCUUGUUUGUCCUUCUUAAUGGAUGGCUUCAUGUGUACAAACGUCAACGAAGAGAACAGGAGUUGAUGCAUUCUGAAGUUGUUGAGGAAAUUAUUUUUGGGAUGGAAUCGGGCAUCUUAUUUGGGAUGGCUUCUGUAAUAUCAAAGAUGGGAUUCAUAUUUCUAGAGCAAGGUUUCUCCAAGAUCUUGGUUCCUUUAUGCCUUUCUAUCAGUAUAUGCUGUAGCGGUACAGGAUUUGUUUUCCAGACUCGAGGUUUAAAACAUGGGAGAGCAAUUGUUGUGUCUACAUGUGCUGCUGUGGCAUCAAUUGUGACUGGUGUACUUGCUGGUAUGCUUGCUCUGGGUGAACAAUUGCCUUCCGCACCGGCAGCUCGUCGUUCACUGUUACUUGGAUGGCUACUAAUCAUUGUUGGUGUUAUUCUUCUUGUGAGCUCAACACGGCUGGUGCGACGUCUUCCGCAACCAUUGCGGCCUUCUACACGCAGCAAUGUUGAGAAGAGUUACAGCCUUAGGCAAUCAGGGACAGUCCGCGUCAGGGAUUCAAGUCCAAGUGCUGUCAUCCAGGCAGCCACAUUGCAUAAUUUAUUAACUCCUUCGAAAGAUAAGGCCUGAAAUGGUGGUGAUAAAAUCAAUAUCAUCCCGGUUCUCUAUGUUUGGCGUUUCUCAAGUGAGCAGAUUCAUUAUGUUGUAUGAAUGGUAGCCCUCUUUAGUAGGUUUAUUGAAGGCAUGAAACUUUUAAAAUCAUUCCUUCAAUUUUAACUUUAUGUUAUGAUACCCUUUCCAUCAAUUUAAUACCAUUGCUUCUUUGAAGUUUCACAGAGAA